AGAGCUAAUCAUUGACAUUAAUAAGGUGCAACAGAUAGUACCAUUAUUUAGUGAAGUUAUAACAUUUUCGUUGUCAGUCAGGUUGUGAAGUGCAAGUGUGGAAAAUGCCAAGGAGAUACCAAACAAUGGAUUUAGAAGGCCAGACGCGGGGCAUGUCAUUUUUAAACAAGAUCUGGGGGAGCAGAAGCUUUCUCGAAAAAAUCUUUAUCAUUUCAAUUGGAACUUUGACAGCAACAACCAUAGGACUUGCUAUCGCAACUGGCAUCCUUGAUGCAAAAGUUCGAGAUUUAGAGGCCACCCCAUUCCCUACCACCACAACACAGUCUUCAACUACCACACUACCACCAGAAGAAACAACCACAGACUCUGACACAACCACAGCCGGAGACACAACCACAGUCGGUGAAACAACCACAGAGAGUGAAACAACCACAGCCGGCGACACAACCACAGCUGGAGACACAACCACUGUCGGCGACACAACCACAGCCGGCGACACAACCACAGUCGGCGACACAACCACAGUCGGCGACACAACCACAGCCGGCGACACAACCACAGCCGGAGACACAACCACUGUCGGCGACACAACCACUGUCGGCGACACAACCACAGCCGGCGACACAACCACAGCCGGCGACACAACCACAGCCGGAGACACAACCACUGUCGGCGACACAACCACAGUCGGCGACACAACCACAGCCGGAGACACAACCACUGUCGGAGACACAACCACAGUCGGCGACACAACCACAGCCGGCGACACAACCACAGCCGGCGACACAACCACAGCCGGAGACACAACCACUGUCGGCGACACAACCACAGUCGGCGACACAACCACAGCCGGCGACACAACCACAGCCGGAGACACAACCACUGUCGGAGACACAACCACAGUCGGCGACACAACCACAGCCGGAGACACAACCACGGCUGCUGACACAACCACAGCCGAUGACACAACCACAGACGCUAACACUGAAUCAACUCCCGCGGAACCAAUCACAGCAGCUGGCACCAUGUCGUAGCUUGCCAAGAAUUAAUUACGAUUUUAAUGUUGUUUUAUAUUUAAAUUGCAGUUGAAGAGGGAAGAGAGUAUUUGGAUUUAAGGUCAUUAAAAAAUAUAAAAAAAUUGUAAAGACAGGGCUAUGUUAACUAGAUAUUCUUUUCAUGGCUAUCAUUUCCUCGUCUGUUCACAUAAAUGUUUUCAUCUCGAUGUCACCGCUAUAAUUGUAAAUGUAUUUAUUGUGAUUCUUUGCUUAAUAGUAUGUACCAUUUACUAGACUGUGUCAAAAAACCUUUACCUUAUUUAUCUCAAGCAUUCCGUUAUAAUAAAUAAAUUUGUAAUUGACUGUUAGUUGUACACCGAUGGUGUCCAAUAAAAUGAUAAUAAUAAUAUUUAAAUUGCACGUAUUGUGUAUAAUCAAUGCACCCUUUUGUGAACUACAAGAUGCUGGAUAUUGUGCAUGAGAUUUUGAAUGGAUUUUGACCUUAAAAUUAUUUAUUAGCAGAAUUGCUACUUUUCAUUUUUAUAUUAUUGUUGUCUCGCUUCAGCUAAUAUAAAAAAUGCUAGUAAAAAUGACUAUAUAAUAUGAUUUAAAGGCCUCAAACUAUAAAAAAUUAUUUGAACUCACAAGUAGUUUGUAGCAGAAGAACACUAAUUAUUAAUAUCGCUUGUAUAAAACACACCUUUUUUAAAUAGUUAAAAUUACACUUUCAAUUAAUUUAUAAA
Molecule: messenger RNA, 1738 nt
Organism: Cloeon dipterum
Lineage: Eukaryota; Metazoa; Arthropoda; Insecta; Ephemeroptera; Baetidae
Product: hepatitis A virus cellular receptor 1-like
Exons: 3
Coding region: 105-1034 (309 amino acids)
Source: RefSeq, a predicted model, not a curated record